GCUGCCAACUACAGUUGACUCUAUCUUCUCACAACAAUUGGAACCGAUCAUCGUUAAACUAAAACGUGUUUAUUCCGCUAUGAACCAUCCCAUAAACAACUUGCUUCUGCAUCUGGUUCAACUCUCAUUGUAAUAUAUGGUCAUUUUUUGCCACUGUGUUCCAAGAGUGCUUACUCAACGUUAAACCUCAUUUUCCCUAGUUUAUUAGUCAUUAUUGAUUCGACAACAUAAUGACGCAUAGCAUCAUAAUGUUAUGUAUUUGGUUCUUUUUAUCUUCCUACAUGUUUCAAACUUCCACUUCACUAGACAGUUUAGCAGUGAGUCAAUCCAUCCGAGAUGGCGAGACUUUGGUUUCAGCUGGUGGAAUUACUAAAGUGGGUUUCUUUAGCCCGGAAAAUUCAACAAGACGAUACUUGGGUAUAUGGUACACAAAUUACCCUUCAACAGUGGUAUGGGUGGCUAACCGAAAUGCACCUCUUGAGAAGAACUCAGGAGUUCUGAAACUCAACAAAAAAGGGAUUCUAGAGCUUCUCAAUGCAACUAAUAGCACUAUUUGGUCAUCCAACAUAUCAAGCAAAGCAGUGAAUAAUCCAAUUGCUUAUCUUUUGGAUUCGGGAAAUUUUGUCUUGAAAAAUGGACAGCAAUCUAACCAGGAGAACAUCUUGUGGCAGAGUUUUGAUUAUCCAUGUGAUACGUUGAUGCCGGGAAUGAAACUUGGAUGGAACUUAGAGACGGGUCUAGAAAGAUCUUUAUCCUCUUGGAAAAGUGUUGACGAUCCUGCGGAGGGAGAAUAUACUUUAAAACUUGAUCUGGAAGGAUAUCCUCAAGCAGUUAUACACAAGGGACCUGAGAUAAAGAUCAGAAAGGGGCCAUGGAAUGGCCAGUCUUGGCCCGGAUUUCCAGAUCCAACUCUUAAAAUAUCACAAAUAUUUGUGUUCAAUGAAAAAGAGGUGUCUUAUAAAUUCAAGCUUCUUGAUAAAUCCAUGUUCAGCAUAUAUACGCUGACCCCUUCUGGCACCGGAGAAAGCUUUUAUUGGACAACUGAAACAAGUAACCAACAAGUCUUCUUGACAGGAGGGAAGGAUCAAUGCGAAAAUUAUGCCUUUUGUGGUGUAAAUUCUAUAUGCAGUAUCGAUAAUGACGAUUCAACCUGUAAUUGCAUCACAGGAUAUUCUCCCCAGUUUUCUGAAUACUCCUCAAUUUCGCCUAAUGGUUGUUUCCCAACAAUUAAAUCUAAUUGCAAUGACAGUCACUCAGAUGACUUCUUGAAGUACAAGCACAUGAAAUUGCCAGACACAUCUUCAUCAUGGUUUAGUAAGACCAUGAAUCUUGAGGAUUGCAAGAAGUUGUGUCUGGAAAACUGUUCUUGUGUAGCAUAUGCAAAUUUAGACAUGCGUGGUGGAGGAAGUGGCUGUCUACUUUGGUUUAGUAAUCUGGUUGACAUGAGAAAAUUCUCUCAAUGGGGACAAGACCUUUAUGUCAGAGUCCCUGCUUCAAAACUAGGUCAUGUUGCAGCUGCCAAUGGAAACCUCAAGAAAAAGAUAGUGGGAAUCACUGUUGGUGUGACUAUUUUUGGAUUAAUCAUAACAUGUGUAUGCAUAUUGAUACUUAAAAAUUCAGGGGCUGCAAGAAAAAUUUACGGCAAACAUUACAAAAACAUACAAAGGAAGGAAGACAUUGAUUUGCCAAAUUUCAAUUUAUCAGUCUUAGCUAAAGCCACUGAAAACUUUUCAACCAAAAACAAGCUUGGAGAAGGUGGCUUUGGACAAGUAUACAAGGGCACACUGAGAGACGGCAAAGAGUUAGCUGUGAAAAGGCUUUCAAAGAAGUCUGGACAAGGGUUGGAUGAGUUGAAAACUGAAGUGGUGUUCAUUGCCAAACUUCAGCACCGUAAUCUAGUAAAGCUUCUUGGUUGCUGCAUUGAAGGAGAAGAAAAAUUGUUGAUUUAUGAAUACAUGGCCAACCAAAGCUUGGAUUACUUUAUCUUUGAUAAAACCAAAAGAAUGUUGCUAGAUUGGAGUAAGCGUUCCAAGAUUAUUAGUGGCAUUGCUCGAGGACUUCUGUAUCUUCAUCAAGACUCUAGGCUAAGGAUUAUUCACAGGGAUCUAAAGACUAGUAAUAUUUUACUAGACACAAAUUUUGAACCCAAAAUAUCAGACUUUGGCGUCGCUCGAUCAUUUUUGGGAGAUCAAGACGAGGCAAACACAAAUACGAUUGUUGGAACAUACGGUUACAUGCCUCCUGAGUAUGCUGCUCGUGGACAUUUCUCAGUGAAAUCAGAUGUCUUUAGUUAUGGUGUCAUAGUACUAGAGAUUAUAAGUGGGAAGAAAAAUAGGGAAUUUUCAAACUCAGAUAACUUCAAUAAUCUUCCUGGACAUGCAUGGAGAUUAUGGACAGAAGAGAGAGAACUGGAACUGUUGGAUGAAGUGUUAGGAGAACAAUGCACGACCUUUGAAGUCAUACGAUGCAUACAGGUAGGUCUCUUAUGCGUGCAACAAAGACCAGAAGAUAGGCCUGGCAUGUCAUCAGUGGUUUUAAUGUUGAAUGGUGAUAAAUUAUUGCCAAAGCCAAAGAUUCCUGGAUUUUAUAUUGAAAAUAAUAUCACAUCUGAAACAGUUAAUGAACAUGCCGUCACAGCUUAGAUGCAAGAUAGAAAAUCUAGGCAAGAAGAUGUAAGGGUUUCACCUUCUAAUGUAGUAUAUGUGUUAUUUGAGCAUACAUAAUUAGUGAUUGUUCUAUUACUAACUCCAUUGCCUUUGUCAUGUAUUGAAACAGAUAAUUUAAAAAAGAAAAGAAAUCUAUUAAGACAAGAAUUGUUAA
Messenger RNA from Glycine soja, 2820 nucleotides. RefSeq names its product G-type lectin S-receptor-like serine/threonine-protein kinase At4g27290. Gene Ontology annotation, molecular function: protein serine/threonine kinase activity; ATP binding. Lineage: Eukaryota; Viridiplantae; Streptophyta; Magnoliopsida; Fabales; Fabaceae. The record is from RefSeq and is a predicted model, not a curated record. Gene Ontology annotation, biological process: protein phosphorylation; recognition of pollen. Bases 231 to 2642 code for a protein of 803 amino acids. The transcript has 7 exons.